GAGGGCGCUGUGAAAUCGUGGAAGUUCGUGCGUUAAAAGGCAAAUGGCCGGCGCAGCGCGUGCGAGCGGGAUACGUGUACGACGACGAAGUACACAUCGCGCUGUGUAGUUCGAUGAUGUGUAACGAGUAAUGUUAAGUGUACGGGACGGUUAGUGAAUACCGUGUAAAUAAACGUGAUGCGAGGGGCCUUACGUUCUAGGCCAUGUAAGACCGGUCUGUUGGUAGGCCGGCGAUGACCACUGAGAAUCCCCCGAGCGCGGUGAUGAAAUCCGUGUCGGAGGGCGAGCUGGGCGUGGAAGAGGUUGUUAAAUCAUACGAAACCAAAUCCCGAGACUCUAGCUCGAGGCUGAAGCGAACCUUCACGCUUCCGAGGAAUUUAUUUCUAAGUGCCACAAGAAUGUCGAAGCGUCGAACGAAUAAAAGUCGUGAUUCUAAAGACGUUAGCGGCGCUGUCAGUGGAAAAGAUAACUCUAAAAACAACGUGCAACAGCAACAACAGCAACAAUAUAAUACGGUUGAUAACAGCAUGCAGCAGAACGUGGGAAGAUUGCAUUGUGGAAAUAACCAGCAGGCAUACCAUCAAGAGAAAUCUGCCAGCAAGAAAGUAUUCGUAAUGUCAUCCUGGAGGAAGUUUAUUAAGAUUAUGCAACAAAUGUCGAACGUAGGUACGCAAAACAAAAGCUCUCACAGGGAUGAGCUUGGCUCUAGUGCGACUGAUAUUCGAGUGCCACCACCGAGACCAGCACACAUUCCAGCGGACAGAGUACCCGGCGUUAUAGGUCUGCGCAAUCACGGCAACACGUGCUUCAUGAACGCUGUACUCCAGUGUCUAUCACACACGGACAUAAUAGCCGAAUAUUUCGUUCUUGACCAAUACAAAGUUGAUCUAUCGCGACGUAACAAACUUAAUUCGAAGAAGUACGGCACCAAGGGUGAAAUUACCGAACAGCUAGCUUUACUUCUAAAAGCAAUCUGGAGUUGCCAAUAUGACCCAGAAAUGAGUACUGCUUUUAAGAGUGUUGUUGAUAAAUACGGUAGUCAGUAUCGUGGUAAUCUUCAACACGAUGCCCAAGAAUUCCUUCUCUGGCUCCUUGACAAGGUUCAUGAGGAUCUCAAUCAAGCUACCAAAAAGAAGUACAAGAUCAUAAAGAAUUCUUUUGGCAGACCCGACGACGUCGUAGCUGCUGAAACUUUAGCGAACCACCUUCGUUGUAACAAUUCUUUCGUUCAUGCCGUAUUCCAGGCACAAUUUCGAUCUAGUCUUACGUGUCCGAGAUGUCAUCGGCAAUCAAACACGUUUGAUCCAUUUCUUUGCGUGUCGGUACCAGUCCCACAAAAUCAUCGGCAAAUGAAUCUCUUUGUAAACGUUCUCUACACGUCUCAACAACCAAGACAAGUUAAGAUUGGCGUCAGCGUGAAUCAAGCUGCGAACGUGAGAGAACUCAGAGAAAUUUUAGCAAGCGAUACUGGCAUUGAAGAGAAUCAUAUGUUGCUUACUGAAGUUCAUGACGAAGGAUUUCAUAGGACAUUCUCUGAUUGCCAACCAUUGUCUGUGAUCACAGAAAACGAUCCUCUUUAUUGUAUAGAACUACCACAGUUGAAGGAACCUGCUGAGCAAGCAUAUAUUUUAUUGGUAUGGAUCAACGUUCUUGUAAAGGGUGACCUGAGGCAACGCUUUGGUAGCCCUUACACAAUGCAGGUUUCUCGGGAGACUUCUUACGAAGAUCUCCAGAAACUUUUGCUCAAGGAAAUGCAUAGUACCUUGACCGAUGAUGUCUUAACAUCCAGUCAAAAUCCAGGAUUAUUUAAUAUUCGUGUUGCUGAUCCAGCAGCAACACCUAUUCAAGACGAACAUCCAUGCAUCGAUCCGUGCGUUGAACAUCCACUUUAUACGGAACAAAUCGAACAAGCAUUAGCACUCUGUGCCGAUGAUUCCGGUCCUCAACAUGUUAAAUUGAUUCUCGAAUGGGACGAGGCUACGAAGAAUAAUAUCAUUCAAGAUGACAGUGAUCAGAUCGAAGAGCACGCCAGUGUGAAACAAUUGAAGACUAAUUCAGAGUUAGGCGGUGCGGUCACGCUCGAAGAAUGUUUUGAUCUUUAUACAAGAGCAGAGACGUUAGGAGCUGAAGAUGCUUGGCAUUGCCCAUAUUGUAAUAAGAAGCAAGAAGUCGUGAAGAAGCUAGGACUUUGGUCUUUGCCUGAUAUCUUAGUAAUACAUUUGAAAAGAUUUCGUCAACAAUCGAAACAAAGAUCGACAUCGAAAUUAACAAUGCUCGUAGAUUUCCCACUUUAUGGUUUUGAUAUGACUCCUCAUCUUGCUCAUAGUGGAGUACAAACACAUAAUAACGUUCCUACCCUUGGAGGCUUAGGUUGGUCUCCAUGGAAAAAGCCAAGGCCACGACAUCAAAGUAUUCCCAAAUACGAUGAGAAUGUUUAUGAUCUCUAUGCUAUUUGUAAUCACCAUGGGCAAGAUCUUCAGGGUGGUCAUUAUACCGCAUUUUGUAGAAAUCCAUACGACACUCAAUGGUAUUGCUUCGAUGAUACAAGAGUCGAAGCUGUAAAUGAUACGAAUCUUAUAACGAAUGCAGCUUACAUGUUAUUUUAUCAACGAAGAGGAUUGACUAGUAACUCUACUGGAAAUUCCUCUGCGGCUUCGACAAGUUCGGCGGGCUCGGGUCUAGAUCAUUGGGUCUCUAAGAUGCCACCGUUUUAUUUUAAUAAUAAAACUAGUUGUAACGUCACAAAUAAUAAACAAAGUAAGUCGCAGGAAAUAUUGUGCCAGGAAAAAAUUGUUGAAGAGAAGAAUAUGAAUAAUUUUAAUAGAGGCUCUCGUAAUUAUGCAACUCUACAGCCAAAGAAGCGAAACGUGGCAACCGAAACGGAUGCUGGAAAUAUUGAUCAUUGUUCGGAUGAUGAAGCCCCUUGUAGAAGAGAAUGGGCUUCACCAAAACCCGUUAGGAAAACAUCUUCUAUCACGUUGACGCCUCAUGUACCAGUAGCAAUAAUUCAAAAUUCUAAUAGUAAUCCAGAUACAACGGUGAUCCAUGAAUCGACAUUGUAACAUACAAUGUAAGCCAGAUUUUGUCUGGCUUCGAGCGUCGUUUAAUGUUCAGUGCCUGGAAUGUUGUAUACUCGUGAGUUUCAUUAGAAAAUGAUUGAUAUAACAGAAGACUAUUUGAUAGAACUUAAUAAAUACAUAUUUAAAUUCCUUGUUAAGAGAGUGUUCGAGAUGAAUGAUAGGUGUCCUAGCAGAUGAACACUACUAAUCUUUCAUUCUGAAUUUAUAUACAGUGCUUUUUCGUACAGAAGUCGCGAAAGCUGUGAGGGAUCUCAAGAGUUCUGCUCUUCUUUUUUGAUGUUAUUUCUACAAUCUUCUAUAUAAAAGAGUUUGAGAAAAAGAGUGUGGGUUUUUCAAAUGGAUAAAAUGUCAAGCAUUAGUGAUUUUUGUAUUUAUAAUGAUAAUAAUAAUAAUAAUAUUAAUAAUAAUAAUAACGUUUGUAUACAGUUCGCGUGAAAUGUAUUAUAUACAGUGUAAUUAUUAUUAGGAUAAUUUUUAAAAACUGUUGUUAUAUCGCGUUUCAAGAACUGCAACAACAACAAGAAAAUAAGAAAAAGAAAUAAAUCCCUCUUAUAAGUCAUUUACCAUUUAUACUUAGAUUUUCAAUACGAUAGAUAAUAGAAACACAUGUAUGUCCAAAAAGGAUGAAGAAAAUUUUCCUAAAGCAAUUUUAUGUAAUUUCGAAUCGCAAUGCAUAUAUGUGAUAGUCAUAAAUGCGAUCUCGUGUAUGAUAGUCUCAUAUCACGUUAUCAUAGGAUGAAAAUUUGACAAUAAGAGGAUUCUGUGUGCCACAGAAUUCAUUUAUUACAAUCGCUUCAUUUCUUUAUAAAUCUUUCCUGGACAUAAUGUGUAAAUUGCUGAACAUUGCUUUUGAGUCUGUGCUUAGCUGUAAUAUUUAUAUUAUAUUUGUAAUAUCCACUAGUGGCCUUAACUCUGUAAUUAUCUAUCGAUGCAUCAUUAUUUGCAAUCAUAUAAACAUAAUCAAUUUCUCUGAGAAUUUUAUAUUAGAUACCUCUAGAUUAUUAUUUUAUAAAAGCCAUUAGGCAAUUGUAAACUUUAAAUAUCAUUUUGCCGAUAGGCCAAUUUGUAACUAACUUCAACAUCAUUUUGCCGAUAUAUAUAUAUAUAUAUAUAUAUAUAUAUUCGUCGUUUAUUGAGAAAUAUUUUAUACUUCCGGUCAUAAUUCGAGUUCUUCCAACGACUGGCCAAACAAUCAAGUAUCAAUUAUAUCGAAAGAAAAUAAUUCUCGGCAAAAUAACUACUUUUCUCCGGACGACGUUAAAAUAAUCAUUUCUUUUAUAUGUAGUUAUUUUUAAUUCCUUCGUUGUUUAAAAAUACUCUGUCCUCCUAUUUUUAACGAUCAUUCCAAAUAGUCGUUUAGUACGGAGCAAAGGAGAGUAAAAAUUAUGAAAGUGAGAAAAAGAUAUAUAUAUUUAAAUAUAUGUAUGUAUGUAGGUGUGUGUAUAUGCGUAUAUGUAUAUUAAAGAUUCGUAUAUUCACACACGCACAUAACUAUAGUGAGUGAAAAAUAUUUAAGUUAUUUUAAAAUAACAUUUAUAACUAGUCACACAUAUUGUGGACAAAGGUAGCAAUUGCGCGCGUCACUAAUGUAGAAAAAAAUAAAAGAAUAAUAUUAUAUAAUGAAGAAUAAUGUAUUCAGAAAUGGAACAAUGAGAUUGACUAAAGCUAUCUAUAAUUAUGAUUUUAGAAGUUGUGUAUUCAUGUUAACCGACUGAGGGAUAUUUAUAAUUAUUCAUAUUAUUGCUAUAAUUUUGUUAAAAUAAAUAGAGAAUAUAUAUGUACAGUAGGGUAUGCCAUUCCAUUUUAAGCACGCUAUAUUUUUCUGCGUUCUACAAUUUAUCUUAAACUCUCUUACACUUUUUUCUCUAGACACAACCGUAGCACGAUUAUCACACGUUAUAAUGAAAAGAAAAUUGUGCUUUCUUUCGAUAAUUUGUUACGUAACUACGAUUCUUUAUACUUUCGAAUAUGUUUUCACGAGGAAAAAAGGAACAUACAAAAAAUUGCAUAUCCUGCAUGCGGAUUGAAGGAAAGAAAAAGAAAACAGCAAAGAAAUUAACCAAAUUUUUCGCUAGUCUAAUAUUAUUCUGGUAUAAAAUGUGACAAAAUAUAAAAGUGAAUUCGUUACGAAAUGAAUUGAAAAUAAAAAGCAGAUGAAGAAAA
Messenger RNA from Polistes canadensis, 5243 nucleotides. Its product is annotated as ubiquitin carboxyl-terminal hydrolase 31-like. The record is from RefSeq and is a predicted model, not a curated record. Gene Ontology annotation, biological process: protein deubiquitination. Bases 234 to 3062 code for a protein of 942 amino acids. Gene Ontology annotation, molecular function: cysteine-type deubiquitinase activity. Lineage: Eukaryota; Metazoa; Arthropoda; Insecta; Hymenoptera; Vespidae. The transcript has 4 exons.